Molecule: messenger RNA, 396 nt
Organism: Cladophialophora yegresii CBS 114405
Lineage: Eukaryota; Fungi; Ascomycota; Eurotiomycetes; Chaetothyriales; Herpotrichiellaceae
Product: 60S ribosomal protein L32
Exons: 3
Coding region: 1-396 (131 amino acids)
Biological process (GO): translation
Cellular component (GO): cytosolic large ribosomal subunit; ribosome
Molecular function (GO): structural constituent of ribosome
Source: RefSeq, a predicted model, not a curated record
AUGGUUGCCUCAGCUAAGCACGUCCCGAUCGUCAAAAAGCACAAGAAAUCAUGGUUCCGCCAUCAAUCCGACCGAUUCAAGUGCGUUCCCUCAGCAUGGAGAAAGCCAAAGGGUAUCGACAAUCGGGUGCGAAGACGGUUUAAGGGCCAAAUGGUCAUGCCAUCGAUUGGGUUCGGCUCCAACAAGAAGACCAGACACAUGAUGCCCUCGGGCCACAAGGCUUUUCUCGUUCACAACACCCGCGACGUCGAACUCCUCCUGAUGCACAACCGAACCUACGCCGCCGAGAUUGCGUCUGCUGUUUCAUCACGAAAAAGAAUCGAAAUCGUCGCCAAGGCAAAGGCGCUGGGUGUCAAGGUUACCAACCCCAAGGCGAAGAUCACCACUGAGUCAUGA